Molecule: messenger RNA, 912 nt
Organism: Angiostrongylus costaricensis
Lineage: Eukaryota; Metazoa; Nematoda; Chromadorea; Rhabditida; Metastrongylidae
Source: the annotation of a GenBank genome assembly
AUGGAAACUGACGGCCGGACUAAAGCCUAUAAAUUCGUCGCCUACGCCGCUGUCUCGUUUUCGAUUGUUGCCGUGCUUUCUGUAGUGCUAACCCUACCUAUGGUCUAUAAUUAUGUCAAUCAUGUACGACGACAAAUGCAGCAUGAAAUUUCAUUCUGCAAGGGAUCGGCCAAGGAUAUUUUUGCCGAGGUAAAUUUCAUGAAAGCUCACAAUGGACAAAUUGCAUCACGAAAUCGUACUUCCCGUCAAACGAGUUAUGGUAGUGCUCCAGAGGUGAACCCUUCGCCAAACCUCCAGUGUGAAGGAUGCUGUCUACCUGGACCUCCAGGACCAGCCGGACCACCAGGAAAGCCUGGAAGACCUGGACGGCCAGGUGCGCCAGGAACACCUGGAAUACCCGGCAAGCCGCCUACGGCGCCAUGUGAGCCUACAACUCCUCCUCCAUGUAAGCCAUGCCCACAAGGACCACCCGGACCUCCUGGACCACCGGGACCACCUGGAGACCCAGGAGAGGCUGGUACUCCUGGACGGCCCGGAAACGAUGCACCCAAUGGAUCACCAGGACCUCGUGGACCGCCUGGACCUGCAGGAGAACCUGGACAGCCAGGGCCUCAAGGAGACCCAGGAGUGCCUGCACAGAGUGAACCACUUACGCCUGGAGCACCUGGAGAGCCCGGCGAUGCAGGACAACCGGGACCGCCAGGACCACCCGGAGCGCCUGGAAAUGACGGUGCACCAGGACCACCUGGACCGAAAGGAGCACCUGGGCCUGAUGGACCACCAGGAGUUGACGGACAGCCAGGGCCACCAGGGCCUCCUGGACCUGCCGGUACCGGCGGAGAAAAGGGUAUCUGUCCGAAAUACUGCGCCAUAGAUGGUGGAGUCUUCUUCGAAGACGGCACCCGUCGUUGA